Molecule: messenger RNA, 1209 nt
Organism: Penicillium salamii
Lineage: Eukaryota; Fungi; Ascomycota; Eurotiomycetes; Eurotiales; Aspergillaceae
Source: the annotation of a GenBank genome assembly
AUGCUGAGCUCCCCAUCACCAACAUCGCCCACGCGAGAGCCUCAAUGGCCUUGCCCACUACCAAACCCCGCGAACUCCGGGACCUCCAACAGAGCUCUUCCUACCUCCCCGCAGUCCAAAUCAGCACCGAAACCACAACCACCCCGCCAAGCCAACACCCCAGAGCCUCCAGCCCCGCCAUUUCGAAAUGUUUCUGCGUGCAAUCGAUGCCGCCUCCGCAAACACCGUUGCGACCAACGCCUGCCCCGCUGUGAAUCAUGCGAAAAGGCGGGCGUCCGAUGCGUGGGAUAUGAUCCCCUCACAAAGCAAGAAGUCCCGCGCAGCUAUGUAGCGUUCCUCGAAAACAGAGUCAGCUACUUAACCGAGGUCUUACUUGACCACGGCAUCGACUUCAAGCCUGCGAUCGCCUACGACGAAGAAGAGACGCUCAAUAUGGAGGCUGCGCGCUCAGGGAAUGAAUUAUCAGGGACCAGAGAUCCCGCCGCGACACCAAGAGUAUCUCUUGCUGAGCGAGCAGCGAGCUUAUCGCGCAAGAGAAAGUUGAGCCAAUAUUCCGAAGAUAAGAUUCCUGUCAGCCAGGUAAAACGCCUGUCGCAACUGAAUGUACUCCUGAAAGAACUCUUCAAUGAUGGCUGCGGGCACAAAUGUCCUCGGCAAGAGCGCGAGACAAGACAAUCUGUUUCACGGCCCCCUAGACAGCGGCAAGAAUUGCCCUUGCCACGAGGGCUCAGAUCAUCUUGGUCUCCGCAAAGCUUCCAGUCCAUGGAUCACAGCGAUGGUCGCACUAGUCCUGAGACUGAGUCGCCGAGCUCAUCACAUGAGCAAUAUCCAUAUUCAUACCAUGAUACCAGUCCAAGACGUGGCAUGUCUCUCUUUGGUGCGGCUUCCAUCCUCGACUCUGAUAAUGCGUCUCGGGUCUAUGAGCCUAGACAUCCACCCGAGGCUGACCUUGACUUGGUGGACUUUCAAUUCAAUGGUUCAGAAACCAAGUCGUUGGGCGGGGACUUUUUGGAACGAAGAAACUUUGGCCGGGGGUUAAAUACUCCCGGCUACGGACUGCAGAAAGAGCAGGAUUGCCCUCCACCUGAGCCCAAAUUUGAUAUUGCUGCUGAUCUUCUUCGCGGGCGGAGAGAAAGGAGCGAGAGGAUUGAUAGGGAGAGAGCCAACUUUGAUUUGCUCGACGAGUUCCUGGUUGAUUGGGCUGAGUAA